Molecule: messenger RNA, 969 nt
Organism: Chelonus insularis
Lineage: Eukaryota; Metazoa; Arthropoda; Insecta; Hymenoptera; Braconidae
Exons: 3
Coding region: 1-969 (322 amino acids)
Source: RefSeq, a predicted model, not a curated record
AUGAAUGACUCUGGCAACAUUCGCAGUAAUGGGCGUCCUAUUUCUUCUGAUGAAGAAAUAGGACUUGGUGAAGCCGAGGCGGGGCAAACCGGCAAGGACGGCGAGAAGCAUCAACGUAAACUCACCCAACCUGAAAAGAAAAUCGAGACUUUUUUCAAUCAAUCUCACUCUGAACCAAAUAAAUCAAAUGAUGAUUCUAUCUAUUUAGAAAUUAAACUAUCUACAUUUUUGGUUGAGCAUAAUAUUAGUUUUACGAUUUUGGAUCACUUAACACCACUUUUGAAAGAGUGCAUUGAAGAUUCAACUAUUGUUAAAAAAAUGCAAUUAAAAGCUGAUAAAGGAGCUGCAAUAGCAAAAAAUAUUCUAGGUCGUGCGAAAAAGGAUGACUUACAAGAUGAACUAAAAUCAAGUCUUUUUAGUAUUCUUAUUGAUGAAAGCACUGAUAUUUCUGGAGUAAAAACAAUGUGUAUCAUAGUAAGAUUCUUUAGUCCUCAAGAGGAACGCAUAAUUAGUAAAUUUUGGGAGCUAUGUCAAGUGUUUGGAGGUGAUAUUAAGGGCGACCAAGCCAGUGCUGAGCAUUUGUUUAAGUUAGUGAGUAAUUCAUUUGAAUCUCAUGGAAUUCCAUCAAAACAUAUCAUCGGAUUUGCAUCGGAUGGAUGCAAUACGAUGAUGGGGAAUAAAAAUUCCGUAGCAAGUAGGUUUGAAGAACAAUGUCCAGGAAUCUACAUUUUCAAAUGUAUAUGUCAUUCACUACACUUAUGUGCUAGUGAAGCGUGCAAACAAUUGCCUAGAAGUUGUGAAGACUUAGCCCGUAACAUCUAUAACGAAUUUAAAAAUAGUGCUAAGAGACAAUUUCUUUUUCGAGAAUUUCAAAGUUUCUUAGACACUGAAAUUCAUAAAAUACUCAGACCAGCUCAAACGAGGUGGUUAUCCCUAAGUUCAGUCGUAAACAGAAUUGUUGAACAGUGA